AUGCAAGCACAGCCUUUGCCAGGUUCCACUGUUGGGAGUUUCCCAUCAGAUGAGGGUUGGCCAUUUGCAAAGUACUUGGGAGCAUGUGGAAGAAUGGUGGCUGUCAAUUACGUUGGAGAAGAGCUGUGGAGUUACUUUAAUGCACCAUGGGAGAAACGAGUGGAUCUGGCCUGGCAAUUAAUGGAAAUAGCUGAGCAGCUGACAAAUAAUGACUUUGAAUUUGCACUCUACCUCCUUGACGUCAGCUUUGACAACUUCGCAGUUGGACCAAGAGAUGGGAAAGUUAUCAUUGUAGAUGCAGAAAACGUUCUGGUAGCAGACAAAAGGUUAAUCAGACAGAAUAAACCCGAAAACUGGGACGUAUGGUAUGAGAGCAAGUUUGAUGACUGUGAUAAAGAAGCUUGUCUGUCCUUCUCGAAAGAGAUUCUUUGUGCUCGUGUCACUGUGGACCACAAUUAUUAUGCCAUUUGUCAGAACCUUUUAUCAAGACACGCCACGUGGCGUGGCACUUCGGGAGGGCUCCUGCAUGACCCCCCAGCUGAAAUUGCCAAAGAGGGUCGGCUGGAGGCCCUGCUGGAUGAGUGUGCCAACCCAAAGAAGCGAUACGGCCGAUUCCAGGCCGCCAAGGAACUGCGCGAAUACCUCGCCCAGCUGAGUAACAACGUGAGGUAGUCCAGGGUGACCUU
Molecule: messenger RNA, 686 nt
Organism: Acanthisitta chloris (rifleman)
Lineage: Eukaryota; Metazoa; Chordata; Aves; Passeriformes; Acanthisittidae
Gene: DIPK2A
Product: chromosome unknown open reading frame, human C3orf58
Exons: 3
Coding region: 1-672 (223 amino acids)
Biological process (GO): regulation of phosphatidylinositol 3-kinase/protein kinase B signal transduction; cardiac muscle cell proliferation
Cellular component (GO): COPI vesicle coat
Source: RefSeq, a predicted model, not a curated record